CCGUUUUCAUAUCUAUUCCCCAACUAUAAAAGCAAUUGGACUUUGGCCAUUUUUCCCGUGUAAGUGUCAUCGAGCCAACUGAUCAAGAAACUGGAGAAGGAUAAGGAAGAUGAGUGGGGCAGGAGAGAAAGGGUCAACAACUACGAAAACACCUGCAGAUUUCCUCAAAUCAAUCCGUGGGCGACCAGUUGUUGUCAAACUGAAUUCUGGCGUUGAUUAUAGAGGCAUUCUAGCUUGUCUAGAUGGAUAUAUGAAUAUAGCUAUGGAGCAAACAGAAGAAUAUGUCAAUGGACAGUUAAAAAAUAAAUACGGUGACGCUUUUAUUCGUGGAAAUAAUGUACUUUAUAUCAGUACAUCAAAGAGGACAUUAGCAGAUGGGGCUUAGCAUUGCUACUGCAUCGAAGACUUAAUAUCACCUAUGACUCGUUGCUGUUCUUAUCAAUUUGUUUGUAGGAGAGGAUUUAAAACUGAUAACUGAUAUAUUAGAUCUUCUUACUCGAGUGAAACAGUGAAGCUUUUCUGUUUCUUUCAACCUGUGGAAGUAAGUGGCAGAUGCUUUCAUUCUAAGAGCAGUGUUCACUUUCUCUAUUCUAAUCUAUUCUAAAUUGCUUGAUUAUUAUCUACUAUAAAUUGAACCAAGU
Molecule: messenger RNA, 641 nt
Organism: Durio zibethinus
Lineage: Eukaryota; Viridiplantae; Streptophyta; Magnoliopsida; Malvales; Malvaceae
Gene: LSM6B
Product: Small nuclear ribonucleoprotein family protein
Biological process (GO): mRNA splicing, via spliceosome; maturation of SSU-rRNA
Cellular component (GO): sno(s)RNA-containing ribonucleoprotein complex; P-body; U6 snRNP
Molecular function (GO): RNA binding
Source: RefSeq, a predicted model, not a curated record